GAGCCUGAAGUCCACACGUUCUUUGAACCGACAACACAGACUUGGUCUUGGAUAGUGGCAGAUCCAAGAUCUCACGAUGCAGUAAUCAUAAAUCCAGUACUCGACAAGAAAACCGCAGCAGAAAUCGCAACUACAGGAGCAGACAGGAUACUAGAAGUCGUUCACCAGCAUGGCUACCACAUUACACGCAUCCUCGAAACACACUCUCAGCGAGACUCACAAACAGCGGCGUGGUAUUUGCGUAGUCAACUCAGAGACAAGACUGGCCAGGCUCCCAGAAUAUGCACAGGAAACGCCAUAGCUGGCGUCCAGAGAAUGUUUGCGCGACAAUACGGAACCACAUUAGGGACCUCGGGAUUCAAUUCUUUCCAAGAUGGCCAGACAUUCAGCAUCGGCAGUCUUCAGUGCGAGGUCCUACUUCUUUCCGAGCAGAAUCCUCGAAGCUUCGCGUUUGUAAUUGGAUGCAAUGUCUUCAUCGGCGACGUAACACACCAU
Messenger RNA from Pseudocercospora fijiensis CIRAD86, 495 nucleotides. RefSeq lists its product as uncharacterized. Gene Ontology annotation, molecular function: sulfur dioxygenase activity. The transcript has a single exon. Gene Ontology annotation, biological process: glutathione metabolic process; hydrogen sulfide metabolic process. The record is from RefSeq and is a predicted model, not a curated record. The annotation marks the transcript as partial. Lineage: Eukaryota; Fungi; Ascomycota; Dothideomycetes; Mycosphaerellales; Mycosphaerellaceae.